AUGUCCGACAGUUUAUCAUUGAUGGAGGAAGAGAUCAUAGCUCGCGUUCAUCGAACUCGUAUCUCGAAAGAGGGUGAUGCGGAAUCUAGCUCGUUUGACGGUCCGCGGUCCGGUCGACAGUCUGUUGAAACCAGGGUUCAAAGGUCCCUAAGAUCGGCGGAUCCUUCUCUCCUGGAGCUCGAUAUAGCCGUGUUCAGCCUCAGCGCGGUUCUAUUUGGAAGGCGGGUGAGGACCCCGAUUCUUUCGGCCUGUCAAUUGCAACUUCGGGCAGACGGGAUCCUCCGGAACCAGGACUAG
Arabis nemorensis is the source of this 297-nucleotide messenger RNA. The record is from the annotation of a GenBank genome assembly. NCBI's taxonomy places the organism in Eukaryota, Viridiplantae, Streptophyta, Magnoliopsida, Brassicales, Brassicaceae.